CCGGACCAAACACUGCAAACAGGUGGCAUCAUGCAUUGCGGCGCUGCCUUGUCUCCCCUCUCUGUCUCGAUAAACACCCUUUCACUAUUCACUGGUGUUGAGGAUCGUUUUAUUUAAGUUACAUUGUAGACACCAUGGAAGUCGAAGUCAACCCCAACGAGGAUACAGAGUGGAACGAUAUUCUUCGUCAGCAUGGAAUCAUUCCAGAGAAACCGAAAGAUCCUGAACCUUUGAUCCAGGAGGCUCUAAUCGAAGCCGAGCGCAGGGCAUACGAGAACCGAUUGGAGGACAAAGAUCUGGACGAGCUGGAUGCGCUCGAGGACGAAGAAGACGAAGACUUCAUCCAGCAAUACCGCCAAAAGCGCCUUGCCGAGCUCUCCACCCUCCAACAAACCAGCCUCUUCAACCAAGUCUACCCACUCCAAAAAGUCGACUAUGCCCGCGAAGUGACCGAAGCUUCCAACAAUGCCUAUGUCCUCGUCAACCUGACGUCUCAGGGUGGUAACGUCGAAUCACGCGUGCUGACCGAGCUCUGGCGCCAAUUGGCCGCCAAGUUCGGCGAUAUCAAGUUCUGCGAGAUCCGUGCCGACAUGUGCAUUGAGGGAUACCCAGAGAGAAACACGCCGACUAUUCUCGUGUACAAGGACACCGAAAUCAAAAGACAGCUCGUUACGCUGCGGGAACUCAAUGGUCCCCGAACCAAGGUGGAAGACCUGGAGCGAUUCCUCGUUGACCUCGGAGCGGUCAAGGAGAGUGAUGUUCGUCUCAAGAAGCGCUCUGAUUCGGACGACGAUCGUGGCAAGGAUGAUGAGCUCAACAUUGAAGAUUAUGAUGACGACUGGGAUUGAUUCUGAUCACACCAUCGAAUGACUACGAUUGAAAAACUUCUAUUGAUUCCAGCAAGCCGUGUAUAUUAUGAUUUGUCCAUAUGAUAUUUCACCAAAAAUGGAAAAGGAGGAGGCAAAAACGAAGAACACGAAAUGAUGUGGAUUGUUAUCUGGGGCCUAGUGUCAGACCAGCGUCUCAGCUAGUGCUUGUGGGACGUU
Molecule: messenger RNA, 1046 nt
Organism: Penicillium brasilianum
Lineage: Eukaryota; Fungi; Ascomycota; Eurotiomycetes; Eurotiales; Aspergillaceae
Source: the annotation of a GenBank genome assembly